CUAAGUAUUACUGCAGACACUUGUUGUAUUACAUACUACAAAUUAGCAUUCUAAAUUCUUUAUUAUAUAUAACAACUACUAAGAAUUUUUAAUGAGCGACUCGUUGAGAGUAUAUUAUGAAACAAUUUGAACAAUUUUUUUUAGUAAUUAGUCAUUAUAGUCGGAGAAACUAUCAAUUAAGCUAAAAUGGCUACUACUUCAAAUUCAGAAGAGGAUAUCGCUUGCUUAAAAAGUUAUAUAAAGUCGUAUCCAGAUUUUCCUAUACCAGGCAUUUUAUACAGGGAUAUAUUUUCUGUAUUAAAAAGCAAUGACGGAUUACAACUGUUAAAUAAAAUUUUGAAAAAUUAUGCCGUUGAACUGAAUGGGAAAAUAGACUGCGUAGCCAUGUUAGAAGCUCGAGGCUUUUUGUUGGGCACCCUUAUGGCAGUUCAUCUUAACGUCCCUUGUGUUCCUAUUAGAAAAAAGGGAAAAUUGCCGGGUCGUGUAGAACAAUUGGAAUACACACUAGAAUACGGAAAAGACGUGCUGGAAGUUCAGUUGGACGGCAUCCAAGCGGGUCAAAGGGUUUUGAUCAUCGACGAUUUACUGGCCACCGGUGGCACUCUGAAAGCAGCUAUAGAACUUCUGCAGAAAGCCGGAGCUCAAGCGACUCAAGCUCUGGUCGUGAUAGAACUAUGCGAUUUAGAAGGCCGCAAGAAAGUAGACAUUCCAGUCAAAUCAUUCGUUCAAUAUUAAAUAUAUUUUAAUUAUUAUCAUCAACUUUUGUCAAUUACCACAUCAUUACAUUUUUUCAAUGAAAAUAAUAACUAUUAUGUUUUUUAUGCGUAA
Messenger RNA from Adelges cooleyi (spruce gall adelgid), 828 nucleotides. RefSeq names its product adenine phosphoribosyltransferase-like. The record is from RefSeq and is a predicted model, not a curated record. The transcript has 5 exons. Bases 187 to 735 code for a protein of 182 amino acids. Gene Ontology annotation, molecular function: adenine binding; adenine phosphoribosyltransferase activity; AMP binding. Gene Ontology annotation, biological process: AMP salvage; adenine salvage. Gene Ontology annotation, cellular component: cytoplasm. Lineage: Eukaryota; Metazoa; Arthropoda; Insecta; Hemiptera; Adelgidae.